This is a messenger RNA of Tarenaya hassleriana, 3338 nucleotides long. RefSeq names its product tripeptidyl-peptidase 2-like. The record is from RefSeq and is a predicted model, not a curated record. The transcript is spliced from 27 exons. Gene Ontology annotation, biological process: proteolysis. NCBI's taxonomy places the organism in Eukaryota, Viridiplantae, Streptophyta, Magnoliopsida, Brassicales, Cleomaceae. Bases 20 to 3142 code for a protein of 1040 amino acids. Gene Ontology annotation, molecular function: serine-type endopeptidase activity; tripeptidyl-peptidase activity. Gene Ontology annotation, cellular component: cytosol.
AAUUGAGCGGAAGUAUGGUAUGUUUAGCCGAUUAGAUGCAUGCUCCUUUGUUGCCAACGUGUACGAUGAGGGAAACACACUAAGCAUUGUAACAGAUAGUCAUUUUCAUGGUACCCAUGUUGCUGGAAUAGCUACUGCCAACCACCCUGGGGAGCACUUGUUGAAUGGAGUGGCACCUGGUGCACAGAUAAUAUCUUGCAAAAUUGGAGACUCACGCUUAGAUUCAAUGGAGACUGGAACUGGCUUGACACGGGCAUUGAUAGCAGCUUUAGAGCAUAAAUGUGAUCUUAUCAACAUGAGUUAUGCAGAGCCAUCCCUGCUUCCGGACUACGGACGCUUUAUUGAUCUUGUUACUGAAGCUGUGAACAAGCAACGCCUUGUAUUUGUAAGUUGUGCUGGCAACAAUGGUCCAGCAUUGACGACAGUUGCUGCACCCGGUGGAACAACUUCCAGUAUCAUCGGUGUUGGUGCCUAUGUUUCUCCUGCAAUGGCCGCUGGUGCCCAUAUGGUGGUGGAACCUCCCUGUGAGGGGCUAGUGGCCACUUGGUCCAGUCGGGGACCAACCUCUGAUGGAGAUCUUGGUGUCAGCAUAAGUGCACCUGGCACAGCUGUUGCUCCUGUUCCUACAUGGACACUUCAAAGACGAAUGUGUGCGAGUGGAACAUCAAUGGCAUCUCCUUCUGCUUGUGGAGCAAUUGCAUUACUUCUCAGUGCUUUAAAGGCUCAAGGCAUUCAAGUUAGUCCAUACAGUGUGCGGAGGGCCAUUGAGAAUUCAUCUGAAUCUGUAGGUGAUCUACCUGAAGACAAACUAUCCAUUGGACAGGGACUUAUACAAGUUGACAAGGCAUACGAAUACUUGAAACAAUUUCAGGAGUGUCCAUCUGUUUUCUAUCAGAUCAAGGUCAAUCUCUCUGGAAAAUCAUCCCCCACAUCACGAGGGAUCUACCUGCGGGAGGCUACUGAUUGCAGACAAUCUACUGAGUGGACGAUAAAAGUUGAACCAAAAUUCCACGAAGGCGCCAGUAAUUUAAAGGACAUUGUCCCAUUUGAGGAAUGUAUCGAGUUGGCCUCUACAGAUGAAGGAGUUGUAAGAGUUCCCAAGUAUCUCCUGCUCACUCAUAAUGGGCGCAGCUUCGACGUGGUUGUUGAUCCUACAAAUCUCAGCAAUGGUGUGCAUUACUUUGAAGUGUAUGGGGUUAAUUGCAAAACGCCAGAGCGUGGCCCAGUUUUCCGAAUCCCUGUCACCAUAAUAAAGCCCAUUACGGUGACACAUCAACCUCCAGUGAUUUCAUUCCCGCAAAUGUCAUUCAUCGCAGGCCACCUUGAACGAAGAUACGUAGAGGUUCCACGUGGUGCGACAUGGGUUGAGGCUUCAAUAAGAACUUCUGGGUUUGAUACCACUCGGCAAUUUUUCAUUGAAACGCUUCAGCUAUGUCCACUGCAAAGGCCUAUCAAGUGGGUGAACCUUGAGACUUUCUCAUCUCCAUCUUCUAAAAGCUUUUCAUUCCCUGUUGUCGGCGGUCAAACUAUGGAAUUAGCGGUAGCUCAAUUGUGGUUUAGCGGCCUUGGAAGUCAUGAACCGACUAUUGUUGAUUUUGAGAUUGCAUUCCAUGGCAUUGAUGUUGACAAAGAAGAGCUGAUACUCGAUGGAAGUGAAGCACCGGUUAAAAUUGAAGCUGAAGCACUUCUAGCUUCUGAAAAGCUUGUUCCCACAGCUGUUCUUAACAAGAUACGAGUUCCAUAUCGACCUGUUGAUGCAAAACUCAAGACUCUAUCAACCAGCCGUGACAGACUACCGUCCGGCAAACAGAUAUUAGCAUUGACAUUAACUUACAAGUUCAAACUGGAAGACGGAGCUGAAGUGAAACCGCAUAUACCCUUGUUGAAUAAUCGCAUAUAUGACAACAAAUUUGAAUCCCAGUUUUAUAUGAUCUCUGAUGCGAACAAGCGUGUAUAUGCAACGGGUGAUGUUUACCCGGAGGCUACAAAACUUCCCAAGGGAGAAUAUAUUCUGCAGCUGUAUCUGAGGCAUGAAAAUGUGCAGUUGCUGGAAAAGUUGAAGCAGCUUGUUUUGUUUAUUGAAAGAAACUUGGCGGAAAAGGAGGCCAUUCGGCUGAACUUCUAUUCUGAACCAGACGGUUGUGUCACGGGAAAUGGUGCCUUCAAAUCAUCUGUUUUAAUUCCUGGGAAAAAGGAAGCGUUUUAUGUGAGCCAACCCAUGAAGGAUAAGCUGCCCAAGAAUGCACCUCAAGGAUCUGUGUUGCUGGGAGAUAUCUCACACGGGAAAUUAUCAUUUGUUGAUAAAGAAGGGAAAAAUCCGAAAGAUAAUCCCGUUUCUUAUCAGAUAUCUUAUGUCGUUCCACCAAACAAGACAGAGGAAGAAAAAGGGAAAUUUUCUGCUCCAACUAGCGCUAAAUCUGUAUUGGAGCGCAUGGAGGAAGAGAUUCGUGACAGAAAGAUCAAGUUUCUCGGAAGCCUAAAACAAGAAACUGAAGAAGAGCGUUCAGAAUGGAAAAAGCUAUGUGGUUGUCUCAAGUCUGAAUACCCAAAAUAUACCCCACUGCUCGCUAAGAUAUUGGAAGGUCUGCUUUCUCGAUCUGAUGCUGAGGACAAAAUCAAUCACCAUGAAAAGGUUAUAGAUGCAGCAAACGAAGUGAUAGACAGUAUCGACACGGAUGAGUUGGCAAGAUUCUUGCCACUCAAACACGAUCCAGAUGAUGAGGAUGCUGAGAACUUAAAGAAGAAGAUGGAGAUGACCCGUGAUCAACUAGCAGAGGCAUUGUACCAGAAAGGGUUAGCUAUGGUGACCAUCGAGAAUCUGAAGGCGGAAAAGGAAGAAGAAGAAGAAAGCGGCGGCCGGAAAGAUCUAUUCGAAGAGAACUUCAAAGAACUGAUGAAAUGGGUCGAUGUGAAAUCGUCCAAGUUCGGUAAACUCAGUGUCCUACGCGAGAAACGGCUGUCACGCCUCGGGAUCGCGCUGAAGGUGUUGGAGGAAAUGAUUCAGAGCGAGAAUGAGCCUCCGAAGAAGGAACUGUACGAAAUGAAGCUGAAGUUGCUGGAGGAGUUGGGUUGGAGCCACUUGGUGGCCUAUGAAAAGCAAUGGAUGCUGGUCCGUUUCCCCACAAGCUCCCCUCUCUUUUAGAAAAAGCUUUUCGUCGAAAUAUCUCAUCAAAUUUGUCACGUUUUAGAUUAAAAAAAAACAAAAACAAAGGGUCUUGUUGUAGAACGAUCCGUGAUCUUCUUCAUAACACAUAAUUUUGUGACUUUCUAGGGUUUCUUUUCAUGAUCUCUUUGAACAUGUAUGAUCCUUAGUGGUUGUUAUUGGAUCAAAAACCUUA